Messenger RNA from Dentiscutata heterogama, 161 nucleotides. Lineage: Eukaryota; Fungi; Glomeromycota; Glomeromycetes; Diversisporales; Gigasporaceae. The record is from the annotation of a GenBank genome assembly.
GCCAUAUUCUUAACGUCAUACGUAUUUCUGUUAGAGAAGCAGCACGAAAUCAGAAUACUGAUGUACUCAUAGGAUUACCAGCCGAUGUUGUUGCAAGAAAUCUGACAUUAAAUAAGGUUCCAUUUUGGCAAUACAAUAUGUGCAUACAAAAUCAAAUGUAA